UUGCAUUUGUGGUGUGUGUGGUCUACACUUAUUCCUCCGUUUCCAUUCAUUAAUGACAACCUCAUAAAACACAAAACACAAAACACACAACACGAAACACACUCUCCCAUGCUCAUGAAACUCUUUGGUUUCACUUUGUUCUUGUCUCUUGCACACUACUUUCCCUUCACUCGCUCCACUACACAUAAUUAAAAAACCCAACCCCACACGCUCACACGCACGCCAUGUUCAACGAUCCAUUAAUCAUGGGUUCAACGAGCCAUGGCUCAGAGGAUCAUGAAGAAGACGAUGAACAAGUUAGAGAAAUCCAUGCCUUAACACCAACUCACCCUCCCCACCCACGUGGCAGACCCUGGGACACCCUUCACACCCACUCCCUAUCCGUCGCCAGCACCGACGGUGGCGCCUCCGACAACUUCACCACCAUGAGCAGAGAGUUCAACGCCUUGGUUCUCGCAGGCUCCAACAUCGACCCCGACAACAACCGCAACCUAACUCCCGUCAACCAAAACAACGUGAACAACAACCUGGGGAGGAUCAGAGAAGAUGAGUUGAUGGAAGAGACGAACCCUCUGGCAAUCGUGCCGGAUAACCACCCUCUGGACCCGGUUCCCUCGUCCCAAAUGGGUGGUGGUGGUGGUGCACGUGAAGAGCACGUGUCGGUGCAGAGGGUGAAGAAGGAGGAGGUGGAUACGAAGAUAUCGGCGUGGCAGAACGCGAAGGUUGCGAAGAUUAACAACAGGUUCAAGAGAGAAGACGCUGUGAUCAAUGGGUGGGAGAGCGAGCAGGUUCAGAAAGCUUCCUCUUGGAUGAAGAAAGUUGAGAGGAAGCUGGAGGAGAAAAGGGCAAGAGCAAUGGAGAAAAUGCAAAAUGACAUAGCAAAAGCUCAUAGAAAAGCAGAGGAGAGAAGGGCAUCAGCAGAAGCCAAAAGAGGAACGAAAGUGGCAAGGGUUUUGGAGAUUGCAAGUCUCAUGAGAGCAGUUGGAAGACCUCCUGCCAAAAAGUCCUUCUUCUAAAGAUUUCACAUUUCGAAAACCCUUUUGAAACAGAAUUUUAGAGAUAAAGGAAAAUAAAAAAUAAAAGGAAAACCAAAUUGAGAGAACAUUACUUGAUGGCAUAGUCUAUAAGAGCCCCUUUUCCUUUUUUGAAUUGGCUAAAGGGGGCAGCACUAUGAAAAGAAAGAAAGAAAAAAAGUGCAGAUGAGGGAUAUGUGUCAUUAUGUGAGAACCAAUUGGAGUGUUUGUAAGUGAUUGCAGUGUUUGAAUGAAGAUGAUGAGUGGUGACACGCUUA
Molecule: messenger RNA, 1291 nt
Organism: Vigna angularis (adzuki bean)
Lineage: Eukaryota; Viridiplantae; Streptophyta; Magnoliopsida; Fabales; Fabaceae
Product: remorin 4.2
Exons: 2
Coding region: 225-1016 (263 amino acids)
Source: RefSeq, a predicted model, not a curated record